Molecule: messenger RNA, 534 nt
Organism: Guillardia theta CCMP2712
Lineage: Eukaryota; Cryptophyceae; Pyrenomonadales; Geminigeraceae
Exons: 1
Coding region: 1-534 (177 amino acids)
Source: RefSeq, a predicted model, not a curated record
AUGGAGGAGAGGCAAGCUCCUGCCGAGAAGACCACCACCAGACCUGAACGUAAGGAGGGCGAGACUGCACAAGAUGAAGAGACAGUUGAGGAGGCUAUCGAGCGGAGGAAUAGGACAGCAGAGGUCCAGCUGAGAGGAGCCGAGGUGAGGCAGGGCAGUCUGCGUGUGGGCGAAGGAGCGGGGAGGGGGAUGAAGUUAUGGGAGGGCAGCUUCGAGGAGCACCUGAACAGGCUGCGAGAGGAGGGAAUGGGAGACAGGGGCAAGCUGGUCUCUAGAGGAUACUUCAAGGCCGUGCAGAAAUAUGAGCCGGACCAGAACGUCUUGAACAAGUUCCUUGUCCAGCAGGCUGCCCACCAGGGCGACGAGAGCGCCCCCAGCACAAGCCGGUCGCACUACAGGCCUGAGGCAGAGAUGGAGGACGACAAGCCCAGCAUGCCCUCAGCUCGAGUCGAGGACGUGCGAGCUGAGAAAUUCACUUCGUCACAGUGGGAAUACGACCCGAGCGAGAAGCACAGAGGGCUGGUGUCGCUUUGA